GCCGCUGGCGGCGGGGCGAGGCGGCCCCGGCCGCGGCCGCGGAGCGGGGCGGAGCAGCGGGACUGGGACGGGACGGGACGGGGCGAGCAGGCGGCGGUGCGGGGCUCGCCGGGGGCCCGGGGGCUGAGCAGCUCCGCCGAGCCGCCGCGGAGGGAUGCGGAGGAGCCGGGCGCCCCGGCGGCUGGCGCUGGCCGCCUGCCUCGGCUCGCUGGUGCUGGGCGUCUUCUACUUGCAGAGCAGCCUCAAGCCAGCUGCAGAAGACGGGGCCAUGAGGACGGCCUGGCAGGGGAAGGCAGGUCGCAGCCCGCUCCAGGCCCUGUACGAGAGUGACCAGCUGGAGCAGUCAUCACUGCAGGCAGUUCACCAGCAGAGACGCGAGCUGUUGAGCAACGUCUGCAGCCGUUACACCCGCAAGCGACGUCUCCUGCGGCCGGAUGACUUGCGGCACUUGGUGGUGGAUGACACGCACGGGCUGCUCUACUGCUACGUGCCCAAAGUGGCUUGCACUAACUGGAAGCGGGUGAUGAUGGUCCUGACGGGGCAAGGCAAGUACCGGGACCCUUUGGAAAUCCCUGCCAACGAGGCCCACGUCUCAUCCAACCUGCGCACCCUCUCCGAAUACAGCAUCCCCGAGAUCAACCACCGCCUGCGCAGCUACCUCAAGUUCAUCUUCGUGCGGGAGCCCUUCGAGCGCCUGGUCUCGGCGUACCGCAACAAGUUCACCCGCAGCUACAACACGGCCUUCCACAAGCGCUACGGGACCAAGAUCAUCCGGCGGCACCGGCAGGAGCCCAGCGACAGGGCGCUGGAGCGCGGGGACGACGUGCGCUUCGAGGAGUUCGUCUACUACCUGCUGGAUCCACGGACGCAGCGGGAGGAGCCCUUCAAUGAGCACUGGGAGCGGGUGCACUCACUCUGCCACCCCUGCAUUGUCCACUACGACGUGGUGGGCAAGUACGAGACCUUGGUUGAAGAUGCCAACUACAUCCUCCAGCUGGUGGGGGCCGACACGAGCGUCAAGUUCCCGUCCUCGUCCAAGACCACGAGGACGACAGACGACAUGACAGCCCAGUUCUUCCAGGACAUUAGCCCCUUCUACCAAAGGAGACUCUUUAAUUUAUACAAAAUGGACUACUUGCUGUUCAAUUACUCCAUCCCCUCUUACCUCCGCAUCCGAUGAGGCAGGGGCUGGGGGGGGGAGGUGGGAGAGAGCUGGGUAACUCUCGUUUUACCACAAGUCCUCUCCUCCCACCCUGAGCUCAUCUGUUGGUUCACUUCUUGCCGUGCCCUCUCCGUUACGGUCUGCUCCACAUCCUGAUGCCUCAUUCAGGCAGGGUCUGGAAGGAGGAGGCCUCGCAAAACACUGGGGCAGGAGCUUUCCUUCCCUUUCAUCUCCAACAGGAGAUGUUGGGGGGGACAGCACAGGAGGCUGCUGGCUUUGAGGGCUUGCCUUGUCAGGACUUUUUACUAAGGGACUCCUCUGUAGGUCCAGUUUUGGGAAGGCUCUUUUUUCGGGCAGGAUCCCUUUGGGUCUUUCUCCUCCUCACUGGGCAUGGACUUGGGGGACAGGAUGGCGUGUGUCAGAGACUUGCAUAGGACCAGAAAUAAAGCAAUAAUUUAAUGUAAGUUUUUCCAUUUCUUUCAAA
This is a messenger RNA of Oxyura jamaicensis (ruddy duck), 1646 nucleotides long. RefSeq names its product carbohydrate sulfotransferase 13 (gene CHST13). The coding region runs from base 155 to 1180 and encodes 341 amino acids. NCBI's taxonomy places the organism in Eukaryota, Metazoa, Chordata, Aves, Anseriformes, Anatidae. Gene Ontology annotation, cellular component: membrane. The transcript has 3 exons. Gene Ontology annotation, molecular function: sulfotransferase activity. The record is from RefSeq and is a predicted model, not a curated record. Gene Ontology annotation, biological process: proteoglycan biosynthetic process; carbohydrate biosynthetic process.